Linepithema humile (Argentine ant) is the source of this 2347-nucleotide messenger RNA. It is a transcript of the gene Sec61alpha, whose product is annotated as SEC61 translocon subunit alpha. Lineage: Eukaryota; Metazoa; Arthropoda; Insecta; Hymenoptera; Formicidae. Gene Ontology annotation, molecular function: ribosome binding; signal sequence receptor activity; transmembrane protein transporter activity. The record is from RefSeq and is a predicted model, not a curated record. Gene Ontology annotation, cellular component: Sec61 translocon complex; membrane. Gene Ontology annotation, biological process: post-translational protein targeting to membrane, translocation; SRP-dependent cotranslational protein targeting to membrane, translocation.
AGUUGAGCCACGACUCGCUACGCUCUGCCAGUCGAGCAUACGCGUUUCAACCUACAUCGGGUGUAUGAGGCGUUAUUCACGACGGUGUUGAUUCUCUUGGAUUCUGUGCAAGAAGGUCACUCGAUCGACAGUGCUCAGAACAGUCACAUUAACGCGGCAAGAUGGGAUUCAAAUUUCUUGAAGUGAUAAAACCGUUUUGUAGCAUACUGCCGGAAAUAGCGAAACCGCAACGAAAGAUUCAGUUCAGAGAAAAAGUACUAUGGACAGCAAUCACGUUGUUCAUCUUCUUAGUAUGUUGCCAGAUUCCAUUAUUUGGAAUCAUGUCUUCGGACAGUGCGGAUCCGUUCUAUUGGAUUCGUGUAAUACUCGCAUCGAACAGAGGAACAUUGAUGGAGUUGGGUAUCUCGCCAAUUGUUACUUCUGGUCUUAUCAUGCAGCUGCUGCAUGGGGCUAAGAUAAUCGAAGUCGGUGAUACGCCAAAAGACAGAGCAUUAUUUAAUGGUGCACAGAAAUUGUUUGGUAUGGUUAUCACUGUUGGACAAGCCAUUGUUUAUGUAAUGACCGGUAUGUACGGAGAUCCAACUGAAAUUGGAGCUGGAGUUUGUCUCCUGAUUAUUAUUCAGCUGUUUGUUGCUGGUCUUAUCGUAUUGCUGUUGGACGAGCUUCUUCAGAAAGGAUAUGGAUUGGGAAGUGGCAUAUCUCUCUUUAUUGCCACCAAUAUUUGCGAAACUAUUGUUUGGAAAGCAUUCUCACCAGCCACAGUUAACACUGGUCGUGGUACAGAAUUUGAAGGAGCAGUGAUCGCUCUGUUCCAUCUGCUGGCUACUAGACAGGAUAAAGUCCGUGCUCUUCGAGAAGCAUUCUACAGACAAAAUCUUCCAAAUUUGAUGAAUCUUCUCGCUACCAUUCUAGUGUUUGCUAUCGUUAUUUACUUCCAGGGCUUCCGCGUAGAUCUUCCGAUUAAGUCUGCGAGAUAUCGCGGCCAAUACAGCAGCUAUCCGAUCAAACUGUUUUACACCAGCAAUAUUCCGAUUAUCUUGCAAUCGGCUCUUGUGUCCAAUUUAUACGUCAUUUCCCAGAUGUUGGCAGUCAAGUUCCAAGGAAAUCUCAUAGUGAAUUUACUGGGCGUUUGGUCAGAUAUCGGUGGCGGGGGUCCUGCCAGAUCAUAUCCAGUCGGGGGAUUGUGUUAUUAUUUAUCACCUCCGGAAUCAGUUGGCCAUAUUGUUCAAGAUCCUGUACACGCUGUACUCUACAUUCUUUUCAUGCUUGGCUCAUGCGCCUUCUUCUCCAAGACGUGGAUCGAGGUGUCGGGAAGUUCGGCGAAGGAUGUUGCUAAACAACUGAGAGAACAACAGAUGGUUAUGCGAGGCCACAGAGAUAACUCUAUGAUCCGCGAAUUGAAUCGGUAUAUCCCGACCGCCGCGGCAUUCGGUGGACUAUGUAUCGGCGCCCUGUCUGUGUUGGCAGACUUUUUAGGUGCAAUCGGUUCCGGUACUGGUAUUCUGCUCGCUGUCACAAUUAUAUAUCAAUACUUCGAGAUCUUCGUCAAGGAACAAAGUGAAAUGGGUGGCAUGAGCACGUUACUCUUCUAAACUUAAUAUAUCUAUAGACUUGAAAAGUGAAGUUUUUUAAUUCUGAAGAACUGAGUAAUAAUUUAUUAUAAAAUAAGUCGGACUGGCAGUUGCGUGUGUGUGUUUGUCAAAAUGACAAACGGGAUAAAAGGCACGCAGCUGAAGAUUUUCCGCGUUAUAUACCAAGUCGCGCAUAUUUAACUUAUACCGUCGGUAUAUUAUUGUUACUCUGCGCGAAAGAUAACAGCAUCCGUGAUACUUUUUCAAAAAAGAAAAUGAAAGGCUCAAAUAUCGAUGGUAAGUUAAAUAUGUGCGAUUUUUAUAUAUAUGUGUGUACGUGUGUGUAUGUAUAUGUAUAUAUAUAUGUAUGUACAUAUAUAUAUAUAUAUUUUGUUUUAACAUUUAUAAAAGCUAAUUGUCUCUUCUAAGUACAUAUAUAUAUAUUUCACACACACACUCAUACACACGAAAGCUAGAGAGAAUAAACUUUUAUAAAUAUUAAAACAUUUUUUUUCGUCUUCCUUGGUUCAUUUUUUCCCCCGAAGGCUUCAUCACAUUUUGUUACUGUACUAUACAUAAUCUCAUCUCAAAAUCAUUGAGUGAUACUGCAAGAGUCUUAGAACAAAUUUCUAUAUCCAUAAGCAGAAAACAGUUAGUUGAGAAUUAUAAUUAUUCAUUAUAUCAUUAUUAAGAAUCCAUGCGUAUGUAAUAUGUUACAUAUUUCAAGCAAAAUAAUUGUAUACAAGGAAACUCGAGUAAAGAUCAUUCCUAUUUUA